This is a messenger RNA of Ornithorhynchus anatinus (platypus), 470 nucleotides long. RefSeq names its product DNA topoisomerase 1-like. The record is from RefSeq and is a predicted model, not a curated record. NCBI's taxonomy places the organism in Eukaryota, Metazoa, Chordata, Mammalia, Monotremata, Ornithorhynchidae. The coding region runs from base 48 to 455 and encodes 135 amino acids. The transcript is spliced from 5 exons.
AUGCCUCAGUACUCAAAGAGACUAUAUGGAAAGAAAACAAGAUUUAAAUGUACAGAGCACUCUACCUGCCCGGGGCCGGGGCCACAUCGCCUCCAUUUCCCUUCCUCUCCUCCACCCGCUUCGCCUUGGCCGGGCUCCGGAUGGAGAGCAGGAUGAGCGGGGAUCAGCUGCACAACGACUCCCAGAUCGAUGCGGAUUUCCGAGCGAAUGAUUCUCACAAACAUAAAGAUAAACACAAAGACAGAGAACAUCGACACAAAGAGCACAAGAAGGACAAGGAGAAAGAUCGGGAAAAGUCGAAGCACAGUAAUAGUGAGCACAAAGAUUCCUCGGAGAAGAAACACAAGAGAAGGAGAAGACCAAACACAAAGAUGGGAGCUCAGAGAAGCAUUAAAGACAAGCAUAAAGAUAGAGACAAGGAAAGAGGAAGAAGAAAAGGUAUGUGUGUUCAGUGACUUGUUUGAGGGAUU